Molecule: messenger RNA, 4597 nt
Organism: Gigantopelta aegis
Lineage: Eukaryota; Metazoa; Mollusca; Gastropoda; Neomphalida; Peltospiridae
Product: small conductance calcium-activated potassium channel protein 2-like
Exons: 2
Coding region: 169-1524 (451 amino acids)
Biological process (GO): potassium ion transmembrane transport
Cellular component (GO): neuron projection; plasma membrane; neuronal cell body
Molecular function (GO): small conductance calcium-activated potassium channel activity; calmodulin binding
Source: RefSeq, a predicted model, not a curated record
UUGAUUGGUGUAGAAGGACCAAUCGUUAAACCAUCGGCUUAUAGGCAGUACUAAACCAAAGAACUUCCGGCUGGGCCAAAGGUCGAGGUCCACCGAACUUUUGAUAGAGGAGUGAACACCACAGUGAUUGGUGAUAAAUAUUCAGUGCCGAGAACUGCCUGGCUGAAGAUGAGCGGUAGCGGUAUGUUCGAGGAUCCUGCGAUACCCUUGGUGGGGAAGGCCGGCCCCGCCCCGAAAACCCCCGUCUACGACAGCACGAACGACGUCCCGAAAGAGAAGCCCCAAGAACUUUCGAAAGGGAUGGGCUACAAGCUGAGCCGGCGCAAGCGACUCGUCAAGUAUCGGCGUCUGAUCGUCAACGUCCAGUUCAGCCUGGCCAUACUGGGUCUCGGUCUGAUGGUCAUCACCAACGAGAUGUACAUCAACAACGUCUUCCAGAAGGAGUCGGUGCUGUCCAUCUCCUUCAAGCUGAUGAUGUCGGUCAGUACCGUGCUGCUGUUGGUGGCUGUCUGCGCCUACCACGUGGUGAGCGUCAAGCUAACGAUGACGGACAACAACCAGGAGUACUGGCGCCUGGCCGUCACGCCGUGGAUGGGUUUCAAGAUCGUCAUUGAGCUGCUCGUCUGCGCCAUCCACCCUCUCCCCGGGAAGAUCGUCGUCCCGUACGAGGACCAGAACGGGCAGACGAAAGAGGUCUCCGUGGACGCCAUUCUGUCUAUCCUCAUGAUCCUCAGGCUCUACAUGGUGGGCAAAUUCAUGGUGGUCAACAGCCGCUGGACGCAGGACAUGUCCACGCAGAGCAUCGGUGCGCUCAACAAGGUCCAGAUCAACACGGUGUUCAUCUUCAAGGCCCUGAUGUCUGAAAAGCCGGGAACGAUGCUGAUCGGCAUCAUCGGCGUCCUCUUCAUCGUCAACAGCUGGGCGCUGCGAACCUGCGAGGCGUACUACCACCCGGCCGACAAGCAGAGCAACAUCCUCAACGCCAUGUGGCUCAUCUCCAUCACCUUCCUCACCGUCGGCUAUGGGGACAUCACGCCCAACAGCAACUGCGGCAGGUUCAUCGCCGUGGAGACCGGGUUCAUGGGCGUGGGAACCACCGCGUUGCUGGUCGCCGUGAUGGCCAACAAGCUGCAGCAGACGAGAGCGCAGCGCUACGUGCACACGUUCAUCUCGCGGAUACAGCUCGACAAGAAACAUAAGAACGCCGCCGCCGACGUCAUCAAGAACGUCCUCAUGAUCUGGACCAAGGCUCACCGUAACCAGCUCACGCCGAGCAAGCGACUCCACUACCACUCGAAACUGGUCGACGCGAUCCGGAUGAUGAGGUCGACAAAGCGUGACAUGGCGACAAUCGCCGAGACCGCCGUCGGCAUCAUCGAGGUGUCGACGUCGGUGAACGAGGUCUACAACAUGGCCGAGACGAUCACCGUAGAGCAGAAGGACAUCAAGACCAGAAUGGUCUCCCUUGAAGACAAAAUAGACCGAAUAUGUCAAAAGUUGGAAGUAAGCUCGGAUCCAGACUAGACCUUUUACAUUCCGUAACCCAAGCAACUAUAUAACCCCCCCCCCCCCCCCACCCACCCCCCUCCCCAACUUCCUCUUCAACAUGUGAUACAGUGAAUAUCGUUGCCAAAUAAAAAUGCAUGCCAAAUCAGGCUGUCUAGAAGUAGAUAUUAGUUCUAUGAAACAGAUAAAAGGUCAUCCUCAAAAACAAGGUCUUUGGGGUAUGUAUAUCUGUAAAGCGACCUAAUAGUUUAAUAGUUUAAAGGCGGGGUCACAAGACCUUUGACCUACUUACAGCAGAAUAUCAUGGACUUGAAACAUAUACAGUGUUAUAUUGUCUUCAGUACCAUACGCUGAUAUUUGCAUGUUUUGAACAUCUAGCAUUGUAGUUAAAAGUCUACGAAUGUUUUUGUUUUUUUCUUCUUCUGAUUAAUGGAUACGUAGCCUUAAUUCAGUUACAUACCAAAUUAUCGACACCAAGUGGGUUAUAACAAUUACCUGUAUGUACCUGGCUGAAGGCUUGAAAUACUAGCUCUCGUACAGUGGAGACCCAUGUAUUAACCCAGGUCACGUGGCUUUCUCAUUUUGAUGAUGUAAUAAUUUUAAUAGUUAAAUGUAGAUAUACCUUCAGGCAGUAGUGGCUCGACUAUCUAUGCCAUCCCGCCUUUAAGACUAAAAUUGUUUGAAGGUGUAUUAUUUUCCUACGAUUGUCUUUUUAAAAAUAUAUAUACAUGUAUAUAUAUAUAAUAUUGCUGAAUUGUAAAACAGGGGGGAAAAAAGAAAAAGUUAGUUCGUGGCUUUAAAAUCCGUGUCUGGUCACAGAAAGUAAUAUAUUUUUAAGGUUGGCGUUAUUGGUUUGUGGCUAUAUAUUUAAGAAUGUUAAAACUGUGAUUUGUAUAUAAUUAUUGGCUAUACGCGACAAUUGUUGGCUAAUGGAUAAAAGCAAAAACGAAGACAUAUCUGACUUGCCAAAAACAUCGAUGCUUUUGUGAAGUGCAUGAAUAUAUUCAUUAACGUUUUGUUCGAGUGAUAUAUUUUAUGCACAAAACUAACACAAAUGAAGACAAUUUAAAUACAGUUUUAAUUGAAUGUUGUAUUUGCCGCUACUUUUAAUCCGAAAGGAGACAGGAUGUUUGAGGCUAUCCAAUUCCUCUGUGUUAUACCUAGCUCUGUGAAGGAACGUACACACUGUGCAAUUGAUCGGCUAAACAGCUUAGAAAUGAGAUGUGUUCUAAUCGUUUCUGAUUACUUUACAGCUUGUAGUGUGCAACUAAAAUGGUUACGAUUUCGCACUACGCUACUGCAUGCAUGUUAAUAUAUAUCGGACAGUGUAAAAGCACCUUUAAUAAAAUAGCAAAAUUUUACACCAAACCCUAUAUUAUAAGGCCACUCAGUAUCCACAUUGUGAUAUUUCGUACAACAACCAUUUGACACAAAUGUUGACAUCAACUCUAUGUUCAGGUACGCCUUGCUUGGGCAUUGAGAACAUUUUUCAUCCACUGAAGGUUCAAGCACUACUGCGAUCAGUGCUAAAACCCAUGACAGGUUCAUGUACGCCUUGCCUGGGCAGUGAGAAAUGUAUACUCCCACUAUUGGUCCAAGUAAACUGUAAUUGGGCAAAGAAAAUUGUUUACAAAAGCUAUAGGUUCAAUAACGCCUGUCGUGGACUAUAAGAAAAUCUUACACCAUUUACAGGUUCAAGUACGCUUAGCUUGGGCAGUGAGCAAUACACAAAAUGUUUCCACCCACUAUAGGUUGAAGAACGCCUUCCUCGGACUGUAAGACGUUGUUACAUGCACUGUUGGUUCAAGUACGCCUGGCGUGGGCAGUGACCCACCAUAAGUCCAAGUAAGCUGUCAUUCGAGCAGUAAAAAAUGUUUGCACCCACUGUAGGUUCAAGAACGCCUGCUUUGGACUUUACGAAAAUCUUACCCCAACUACAGGUUCACGUACGCCUUGCUUGGGCAGUGAGAAAGGUCCAAGUAAGCUGCCGUUGAACAAUGAAAAAUGUUUACACCCACUAUAUGUUCAAGUACGCUUGACUGGGACAGUGAGAAAUGUUUAAACAUACUGUAGGUUCAAGCACGCCUGACCUGUGAAGUACUUAUAACCACUAUAGGUUUAGGCACUUUGGCUUGGGCAGUGAGAAGUGCUUACCACCACUAUUAUAGGAGCUGAUACUGGGAACCAGCCAGUCCUUGAGUUCAUGUGUUAACUUAAAGGUGCCGAACCUAGUUUCAGCCCGUAAAAAUGGACACUUAAUUUAAUAGUUAAUCUACAAACCUGCAACACACACUUGGAUAUGGUUAUAACCGAGAGAAGCUAAAGUCUGUGAUGUUUAAACAGGGAAAUAUUGUUUAAAAAUAACUAGAGCUUGUCUCAUUAACCAUUACUUUUUAAAUGAACGUGCGUUUUAAAAAAAAAAAACACCUAAGGUUUCUCGCGUUAACUAAACCGCGACCUCAGUAUGUUGAUUUUGUAACCUGGGGCCUAAUUCACUAAAUUCUCGCAACUUUGCUUUCUCGCAGAGCAGUGUUAAAAGACUUGCAAAGAGGAUGCUUUGUUGUCUAGCAGAGCCUAAGAGACCUUUGUGAAUUAGGCCCCUGACUGCUUUAAUAUAGAGGACAUGCGUGUGUAUACAGAACUGUCCUUUAUAGAAAGGUGGUUGUUAUACAAGGUGUUCAUUAUACUAAUACAUGUUUUCACUCUAGUAAGAUAUAUUAAGGGUCUAGUUACAGUGUUACACAUUACUUUAGUGCUUUCCAAAUUCGGGUAACAUUUGGUUACGGCCAUUUAUGUUCUUUCACAAUACUUUAAAACGAAAUGUAUACAUGUAUAUGUAGUAUUAUAUGCUGAUUGUAUGUAUCAUUCUUAGCAUGGCAUUAUUAUCAUCACCAUCAUCAUCAUCAUUUAUAUUGUUAUUGUUGUUGCUGCUGUUUUUAUUAUUAUUAUUAUUAUUAUUUAUUAAUUUAUUUAUUUAUUUAUUUGCGCGGGUAAGCAUGACGUGUUAAACCCCAAACUCGGAAUAUAUUCAGGGCCGUAGCUAGGGUGGGUGGGUGGCUUCAAGGGGGCAAUUUGCCCCCCCCCCCCCCCC